Molecule: messenger RNA, 5136 nt
Organism: Hevea brasiliensis (rubber tree)
Lineage: Eukaryota; Viridiplantae; Streptophyta; Magnoliopsida; Malpighiales; Euphorbiaceae
Product: putative disease resistance RPP13-like protein 1
Exons: 4
Coding region: 112-4062 (1316 amino acids)
Biological process (GO): defense response to other organism
Molecular function (GO): ADP binding
Source: RefSeq, a predicted model, not a curated record
UGGAAAUUUCACGUAAAAAUAAGAUUUUUAUUGUUUUUGAUAAGGGUUUUCUUCUCUUGUUUCUUCUUCAACUCAUUGUUUCUGCAGCAAAUUCUUUCUCUGAUCUCUGCCAUGGAAAUUGCCACUAAUGUUGGAGGUGCUAUUCUCUCUCCUGUCUUUAAGACGUUGAUUGAUAAGUUGGCUUCCCAGGACUUGCUCAAGUAUGCGAGCGAAGGAAAAGUCCUGACUGAACUCAAAAAAUGGAAGGAGAUAUUGGAGGAAAUUUAUGUGGUGCUUGAUCAUGCAGAGGAGCAGCAAAUGACGAAUCAACUAGUGAAGAUAUGGGCAGAAAAGCUCAGGGACUUGGCUUACGACGUGGAGGACAUUCUUGAUGAGUUUGACUUCGAGGCUCAAAGGCGCAAGUUGGAAGCUGGUGCAAGAAAGGUACGAAAACUCAUUCCUGCUUCUUAUGCUGGGUUGAAGUUCAAUGCUAAGAUGAUUUCCAAGAUAAAGGAAAUUACUACCCGAUUAGAAGAGAUCAGGUCGCAGAAAAAUCGCCUGGAUCUGAGAGUUAUUGCGGGUGAGAGGAGCAGUAGAGUACGGGAAAGAAGACCAACAACCUCUGUGGUGAAUAAAGAAGAGGUCUAUGGGAGGGAGGAAGAUAAGAAGGCGAUACUUGAAUUUUUGAAUGCUAAAUCAAGUGAGGCAGGUGUCUCCGUUAUUUCCAUAAUUGGUAUGGGAGGCCUUGGCAAGACAACUCUAGCUCAGCUUGUCUUUAAUGAAGCCAAGAUGAACUUUGAUUUAGCGGCUUGGGUCUUAGUUGGUGAUGAUUUUGACGUUUUCAGAAUUACCCGAACAAUUUUCCUGUGGUUUGGUGGACAUUAUGAUGGCGAAGAUUUGAAUUUUCUUCAAGAAAAUUUGAAGGAAAGGCUGCUUGAGAAGAAAUUUUUUAUUGUCCUAGAUGACGUUUGGAAUGAGAAGUAUGGGGAUUGGACUCUCUUUCAUGGUCCUUUUCAACAUGGGGCAAAAGGAAGUAGAAUAGUUUUCACAACUCGUAGUGAACGUGUUUCGCGAAUGAUGGGUUGUGUUCAUUCUUAUACUCUUAAGCAGUUGUCAUAUGAUGGUUGUCUGUCUAUCUUAGCCCAACAUGCUUUGGGAGCAACAAAUUUUGACGAGCACUUGGAUCUGAAGGCAAUAGGUGAAAAAAUUGCCAGAAGAUGUCAAGGGUUGCCUUUGGCAGCGCAAGCUAUUGGAGGGGUUCUACGAGGUGAAAGAAAUCAUAAUGUGUGGGAGAAAGUGUUGAGGAGUGACAUUUGGAAAGAAGAAACUGACAUUUUUCCUGCAUUGCGGUUGAGUUACCAUCACCUUCCUUCUCAUUUGAAACGGUGCUUUGCUUACUGUGCUAUUUUUCCAAAAGAUUAUCAAUUUGAUGAGAAUGAGCUGGUUCUAAAAUGGAUGGCAGAGGGAUUUCUUCAGCAACAGCAGGAAUUGAAGCAAAUGGAAGCCUUGGGUCAUGAAUAUUUCCAGGAUUUAUUGUUAAGAUCCUUUUUUCAACCGUCUACUAGCAAUAAAUCACUGUAUGUAAUGCAUGAUCUAAUUAAUGAUCUAGCUCAUUCUGUUAGUGGAGAAGUGUGCUUUAAUUUGGAUGAUAAGUCCAAGAGCAUAAAUUCAUAUUCAAAGGUUCGCCAUUCUGCAUUCAUUAGCUAUCCCUAUGAUAUCUCCCAAAGGUUUGAAGUUUUCAAAGAAAUGAAUAGUUUGCGAACGUUUUUAGCACUACCAAAAUAUUGGGGAAACUAUUUAGCUAGUAACGUGGUGCAUGAGUUGGUGCCUACAUUGAAACGUUUAAGGGUGCUAUCACUGUCUAGUUAUCAAUUUGAAGAGCUCCCAAGUUCAAUCGGUGACUUGAAACAUUUACGGUAUCUUGACUUGUAUCGCUCUGGUAUCCAUAGAUUGCCUAACUCGUUGAGUAACCUUUGGAACUUACAGACAUUGAAGUUACGCUGGUGUUAUAACCUCACUGAGUUGCAUGCAGGCAUUGGCAAUUUAAGCAACUUGAUGCACAUUGAUCUCAUUGGUACAGAUAGGUUGGUAAAGAUGCCACGGGAGAUGGCCAAUUUGACAAAUCUCCAAACGUUGUCUAAGUUUAUAGUGGGAAAAGGCUAUGGACUUGGAAUAAAAGAGUUGAUGAAAUUUCCUAAUCUAGGAGGGCAGCUUCAAAUUGAGGGGCUACAAAAUGUGGUGAACAUUCAAGAUGCAGAGCUUGCUGAUCUAAAGAAGAAGGAAGGUCUUGAUGAAUUGGCAUUGGCAUGGACUAAUAAUUUUCAAAAUUCACGAAGUGAUGAGGAUGAAUUACUGUUACUCAGCUUUCUACAACCUCAUCAAAAGCUGAGAAAACUUUCGGUCAAAUUUUAUGGUGGUAAGAAAUUCCCGUCAUGGAUAGGAGAUCCCUCAUUCACAAACAUGGUGGAUGUAGAGCUCUGCAGUUGCCCCAAUAUAAUCUCACUACCACCCCUGGGGUUACUAUCCAAACUCAGAAACCUGAGAAUAGAAGGCAUUGGUGGAGUGGCUGAAGUGAGUGUUGAGUUUUAUGGGCACAAUUCCUCUUCUUUACAGCCUUUUCCAUCUCUGGAGACUCUUGAAAUUCAGAAUAUGUUGGAGUUGAAGCACUGGGCUUGUUCUGAUGGUCGCAAUGAAGAGGCUGCUGGAAAUUUUCCGAAACUUCAUGAACUGACAAUAAUUAAUUGUCCUAAGUUGGAUGGGAAACUGCCUCGCUGUCUUCCUUCACUCAAGAAACUAAAUAUUGAAAAAUGCCAAGAGAUGAUUCUCAGAAGCGUGCCUGAUCUAACCUCCCUCACAACCUUAAAAAUUAAGAGUAUUUCUGGGCUUGCAAAGUUAGAUGAAGUGGUUACACAGGCCUUGGUGGCACUUGAAGAUCUGGUGAUUUGUGGUUGCAGUCAACUGAUGUACUUAUGGCAAGAUUCGACUAAUUUAGAUAAGCUUGCUUGUCUACACAAUUUAGAGAUUAGCCGCUGUUGGAAGCUCAUGUCAUUGGUAGCGAAAGAGGAAGGCCUUUUGCCUUGUAAUCUUGAAGUUUUGAGCGUAGAGGGUUGUUGUGAAUUAGAGAAUCUGCCAAAUAGGCUGCACAGCCUCGCAUCUCUGAGAAUUUUGAGCAUCACUUAUUGUCCAAAACUUGUGCACUUUCCCGCUACGGGUUUACCUUGCAGUCUUAAAGGUCUCCAUAUUCAAUCUUGUGAUUCUCUAGAGUCAAUGCCAGAGAGCAUUAUGCAAGUCAGUAAUACUAGCAAUGAGAGAACUCAUCUCGAGGAUUUGCGUGUCAUAGGAUGUUCAUCUCUUACAUCCCUUCCAGUUGAUGAAUUUCCUCAUUCGGUUAAGCGCAUUCAAUUUUGCUGUUGGACAACACAAUUAUUGGAGUCGCUUGAUGAUAGGUUCUCGCACCUUACUAAAUUAGUAAUACGCAACUCUCCCAAGUUAGAGUCUUUCCCAGAAAGUGGAUUGGCCAUCCCCAAUCUUAGCCGUUUCACCAUAGAAGAUUGUGCGAAUUUGAAGUCACUACCUAAUCAGAUGCAAAAUCUGAAAUCUCUUGUAUCUCUAGCGAUAAGAAAUUGUGGAGGUUUGGUGUCGUUUCCAGAAGGGGGUUUACCGCCAAACCUAAUUUAUCUUUCCAUUUUUUAUUGCGAGAAUCUGACACAGCCUAUGUCAGAGUGGAGACUCCAAAGACUCGCCUCUCUUCAAAAUUUGGAAAUCAGAGGCACAAGUCCAAGUACAGAAAUGGUUUCCUUUCCAGAUGAGGAGUGCCAACUCCUUCCCUCUUCCCUAACCUCUCUUGCAGUCGGUGGAUUUGAGAAUCUGAAAUCCAUAUCAAGGGGUCUUCAAAACCUCACCUCACUUGAUCAGUUACGGAUAAACUAUUGCCCUAAACUUCGAUCCUUGCCAAAAGAGGGCCUUCCUUCCACCCUUGCAGAAUUGCAUAUCAUAGAGUGCCCGCUUCUGCAGAAACGGUGCACAAAAAAGAAAGGAAAAUAUUGGCCCGACAUUGCUAAUAUUCCCUAUCUUCACAUCUAAAUAAAAAUCCAGAUAGAAUCCUGCACUCGGGAAACAAUGAUGGUAGGAUGAAGGACAAGGCACAACACAGAUGAGAGAAGAACCUGUAAUUCGUUACAAAGAUCCAAAGUCAUAGCUGUGGUUUUUGGUUGCAGCAAGGGAAAUUUGGUUUGGGCUCAGAGUUGAUGUCAUUGACGCUUGCUAGCAGCUGUUAAGAACCAAUCGGUCUUUAACCAUUAUCGAUUUGCUUAUCUUUAUAGGAUUCAAGUGUUCACUCAACAUCAUGAAUUGUGAAAUGGUUCCAUCACUUCCUUUAACAGAGGAACCUGCCUGACUCUUCCUGGUGGACUGGUCAUCAGAGCUGAAAAGAAUGGAAAAGGAUUUCAGGAUGGUCUGAGCUUGAAAAAUGCAGAAAAUGAGGCCAGCUUCCAGCUGCUGGGAGACCUGUCAUGAGAACUUAAAAAAGUUGGAUUUUUGCCAAUUAUUUUUCAAUUCUUGGGGCCAGUCACAAAUGAGGUUGCCAAUUAGUAUGAUGAUAGGUAAAGCAAAAGAAGCGGCAUCUACCCAGAUAUUAAGGCAAUUUUCAGCGUACAUUUUGAGCCUAGUUCCAUUGUUGUGAGACAUGAAAUACCUCUUUUACUGCCUGUCAAUUCCUCAAGGCAAACGGGGAAAUCCCAUCAAGGUUGUGAAGUUACAUGAACAAGUUAUUCUAGCUGAAAACUUGGAGCCACAAAAUUCCUUCUCAGUGCGCUUAAUGAUCCAAAGCCAUAGUCAUCUUAAAUAUAAAAGCUGGCAAAGAACCUUAAAAGACAUCUGUGUUUGACAAUCCUUUUCCUGCUAGGUUGUGUCGUGACAUUUCAAGGCUUGUAUUCAUAUGAUGUUGCUCUAUUUGCCUUACUUUGAAAGUUUGAAAGCUCAGGGUUUAGUGUUCAAAGUGUAUGCCCUUUGUGGGGCUUGCUUGGUGAAAGACCAUGCAACCUGAGGAGUAUAUCUUGUAUGUAAUUCCAAAUUUUAUUGCAACUGAAAUCACCCAUCAUGGAAUUAAAGUUCUGCAUUUGUGGUUGGAGGCCCUUGGUCUCUGCUACAUGAUUCAAC